Ceraceosorus guamensis is the source of this 1651-nucleotide messenger RNA. RefSeq names its product putative proline iminopeptidase. Gene Ontology annotation, cellular component: cytoplasm. The record is from RefSeq and is a predicted model, not a curated record. Gene Ontology annotation, molecular function: aminopeptidase activity. The coding region runs from base 184 to 1407 and encodes 407 amino acids. The transcript has 8 exons. Lineage: Eukaryota; Fungi; Basidiomycota; Exobasidiomycetes; Ceraceosorales; Ceraceosoraceae. Gene Ontology annotation, biological process: proteolysis.
UUACGCGUUGCUGCGUUUGCACGCGCUCCACUGAUCUGACCCUUCACCACCAUCCGUCGGGUGUUCGAGCAGGUGACAAGGGUGCUCCGCUCACUCUCUGACAGCGGACAACCUCCAAUCUCUUGUGCUCUGCACUUCGCAAAGAUCUCAGGCUCAACGCACGCUCACAAAUCCCUUCGCACCAUGUCCUUCAGCAAGCUGCGCAACCGCCUGUCCACUUUGGGCGCACCGAAACGCGCGAACAGCACUGCUGCACCAGCUAGCACUGCUGAUACACCCAGUGCGACAGCGACAGCUCCAGCAGUGCCUCCAAAGAGUCCCAAGCCGGCAGCAUCGGCCAAAGCGAACGGCUCCAAGAAGUCGAGCUCGAACAGCAAGGUGGUGGAUGGCAGCGGUGUGGACUAUGAUCCAUCUGUCAGAUCUUUGCAGGGGGUGAAGCCCAACCUCAGGAGCUUGUAUCCCAAGAUUGAGCCAUAUGAGACUGGCAGACUCAAGGUGGAUGAUCUCCACGAGCUGUACUGGGAGCUGAGCGGAAAGAAGGAUGGCUACCCCGUAGUCUUUCUGCAUGGUGGACCCGGUGGAGGCGUGUCGGGAGAUGACCGACGCUGGUUCGAUCCAAAGCACUACCGCAUCCUCACAUUCGAUCAGCGGGGAGCCGGCAAGAGUACUCCCUCCGCCUCCCUCGAAAACAACACCACUUGGGAUCUUGUAGCCGACAUCGAGAAGCUGAGGGAGUUGCACAAAGUGGACAAGUGGCAUGUCUUUGGAGGUUCAUGGGGUUCCACCUUGUCUCUGGCCUACGCCCAGACGCAUCCAGACCGAGUCACUGCGCUCAUACUGCGCGGAAUCUUUACUCUAAGGAGAAGCGAGCUGGAGUUCUUCUACCAAAACGGAGCGAGCCACAUCUUCCCGGAGCUGUUUGCUCCCUAUCGCGAGGAGAUUCCUGAAGACGAGAGGCACGAUAUGAUCGCCGCGUACCACAAACGUUUGACGGGAGACUCUGAUGAGGCUCGCCUGUCAGCCGCCAAGAAGUGGUCAUACUGGGAGCUGGGCACUAGCAAGCUUUACGUCGAUGGUGAAGCGCUGAAACGCGGAGACGAUGAUGCGUUUGCACUGGCAUUUGCACGCAUAGAAUGUCACUAUUUCCAAAACCGGGGCUGGAUCGAGGAUGGUCAGCUGCUCAAGAAAGAGAAUGUGGACAAGAUUCGUCACAUACCCACAGCCAUCGUUCAGGGCCGCUUUGAUGUCGUGUGCCCAUGUAAGACGGCGUUUGACCUCCACGCUGUCUUCCCCGAGGCCAAGUUCCAUCUCGUACCAGACGCCGGACAUUCCGCCAAGGAACCUGGUAUUCUGCACCACCUUGUCAACUACACCGACAAAUUCCGAUCGGUGGGCGCUUCGAGUUGAAGUGUUGCUGAAUCUUUCCGCUCGGUCCUGACCGCCGCCGCUGCAACUUCAUCGAUACUCUCUCGCUUUGCGGCUCAUGCUCACGAUAUAGCUACUGGCGUCUUCCUGGUCUAGACCCUAACACUUUCGGAACACUAGCUGGUCGGAACACUCGCCAGCACCUUCGCUGGCGUAACAAUUGCUGUUGCUAUGAUCCUCAUUCGAAUGACAACCUUUCGACGAUCUCGUCUUAGCGAUGAUCCAA